This is a messenger RNA of Peronospora belbahrii, 1047 nucleotides long. NCBI's taxonomy places the organism in Eukaryota, Oomycota, Peronosporomycetes, Peronosporales, Peronosporaceae. The record is from the annotation of a GenBank genome assembly.
AUGACUUUCUCAGAUAGUCUUCGUGAAUCUGAUUCUGAAUUUGUACAAAUUCAAAGCGAACAUUUUGAGGAGAUUAAAUGUCGCUACCUCAAGCAGGCAACUGCUAUUGCUCUUAAAGUGCAACAUAAGGAACUCAAAACUCUUAACAUCAAAUUUGGGAAUUUGGAUACGGAAUUUUUCAAUAAGACUUGUGAAUUUUUCGAUAGCCAGCAAACAGCCGCUUAUCCUACCGUUCCUCUUACAAAGGCGCUUGUCGUUGGAAUGGAGGUAGGAUUUUGUGGCCGUUAUUCGGGUGAAUUUCACUUUCCCUAUUUGAUCGAAUUGGCCAAACGUAAAUAUUGUGCCAAAUGGUCAGAAUAUCUGGACGGUCUUAAUGAGCGCCUCGCUUUAAUGACAAUCAAAGCCAAAGCCCUUGAGACUAAACGAGUCGCCGCCGAAGACACCGAAAUGGGUCUUCCGGAUGAGGCCAAGAUUAAAGAUCAUGUAUCUCAGGUGGCUGACGCAAAGUUCAAGAAACUGGAGUCUAUGAUUCGAAGCAUGUCUAGCCCGAACCCCGAGUCGCGUCAAAAAAAACAGUCCCGCCGGGAAGAAGACCCAGUCACCUGGCCAGAAACCCAAACCCAAGCAACGCCUCCAAAACGCAAAAGGUGGUUACACUGGGCAAAACAAGCGAAAGCUCGCCGGUCACUCUUCCGGAAACAAAAACGCAAAGCCAAGAACCAAGCACUAAAAGCAGCUUCUUUAGCAGUUAAAACGUCUUUAAUACAAAUAAAGUCUUCAACCAAAACUAAUGUUUUACGUUUAUUUGGUGAUCGACCGGUUUUUACUUAUAACCUUCGUAUUACGAAUUUAGCAUUUCAUGACCUUCCCCCAAAUGACACGAACCUUCCUCAUGGUCUGUCUAAAUUGUUAGGUCUCAGCUUUAAAUUCUGUCCAACACCACCCCGAAUUAAAACGGCAGCCUAUUUGGCUGGGUUUGACUCACUAAUUCGUUGUAUUAAAAUUAAUGCUGCGUUUCGUGAUAAAACCAGAUCGUACAUAUGCUAA